Molecule: messenger RNA, 1208 nt
Organism: Marasmius oreades (fairy-ring Marasmius)
Lineage: Eukaryota; Fungi; Basidiomycota; Agaricomycetes; Agaricales; Marasmiaceae
Exons: 6
Coding region: 1-756 (251 amino acids)
Cellular component (GO): cytoplasm
Molecular function (GO): cysteine synthase activity
Source: RefSeq, a predicted model, not a curated record
AUGUUCUCAACAACUCGCGCGUCGCUUCUACGACGAACAUUCACAACCUCGGCUGUAGAAGGGUUUAAUGGAGCUGUUGGGAAUACACCCCUCAUAUACCUCAAAGGACUUUCCAAGAAGACAGGGUCUCAUAUCUAUGGCAAAGCAGAAUUCCAGAAUCCUGGUGGAAGCGUCAAAGACCGUGCAGCACUCGGCGUCGUUAUUGAUGCGGAAGAGAAAGGGCUACUAAAACCAGGAGGAACAGUUGUAGAAGGAACGGCUGGAAACACUGGAAUUGGUUUGGCUCAUGUCUGCCGAGCAAGAGGCUAUCGUUGCGUGAUAUUUAUGCCAAACACUCAAAGCCAGGAAAAGAUCGACCUACUUCGCAUGCUUGGGGCUGAGGUACACCCUGUUCCGGCCGUUGCUUAUGAGAAUCCUGCAAACUACAACCAUCAAGCGAGGGAUUUCGCGAGAAACACCUCAAACGCAGUUUGGACUAAUCAGUUUGAUAACACGGCAAACGCUGCUGCCCACUACAAGACGACCGCCCCUGAGAUCUGGGAGCAAACGAAGGGUAAACUGGAUGGAUUCAUUUGUUCCACUGGAACGGGCGGGACUCUAGCUGGUGUGGGCAAGUACCUGAAGGAAAAGAGCAAAGGGAAGACCCAAGUUUGGCUGGCUGAUCCGCCGGGCAGUGUAUUGGCGAGUUAUCUCAACAGCGGGGGAAAACUAAUCGAAAGAACGGGCAGUUCGAUUACGGAAGGUACGUUUGGGUGAAACAAAAAAGGGUGUCUUCGUUCACUUGUUUCAUAGGAAUUGGUCAAGGUCGUGUAACGGAUAAUCUGGCCACCAUUGUUGGUGACAUAGAUGGGGCAUUCACCGUUCCCGAUACGAAAUCCAUAGCCACCCUCUACGAUUUGCUCGACACGGAAGGACUUUAUCUUGGAGCAAGCUCAGCGCUGAACGUGGUUGCCGCUGUGGAGUUGGCUGUCAAGCUCGGUAAAGGGUCCCGAGUUGUGACUGUCUUGUGCGACGGGGCGUAUCGGUACCAGAGUCGACUUUUCUCCAAAAAAUGGUUAGAAACCAAGGAGCUUAGAGAAGCGAUACCCUCACAUCUGCAGAAAUAUGCAGUUCUGGAUUAAUAUCACUUUCGAAUAGUGUGCCUCUGUUAGAGCUCUUGUGAAUAAAGAUUUGCGCGCUGUUUUUUUUGUUUGGCUGUGCUUACAUGA